GACACACCAGUCCACAAGAAGAAGUCACCGAAAUACCGUUCCCCGGUGGCACGGAAUGGCAGGUGAAAGAUAAAUCAAAAGCGUACCGCAAUUCCGCGACGAUCUGUAGUGCUGCGUGUCCCCUACGUGUGCGGUGUUUGGAUUUUCAUCGCAAAUGUUUUGGCCCCGCCGAGAACAGCCCACCUGUGCCAGUGGCCUUUGAGUUGCACGCGUUCACGCCUGGACAACCCAAAAUCUUGUCUCGCUGAGCCGUCGUCGAAGGUGUAAAGCGAUACUCAGGAGAGCCUUCUGCGUGGUGCAAUUUGCAUUGUCUUGUCUUGUGCACUUCCGGCCGGCGAGGGUGGGUUUCAACCCCGCAGCAUGUCUUAAUUGGUGUAACGAGUGAGCAAUUGCAUUGGUUCUGUAACCUGACUGACACCCGUGACCUCUGCCUCUCCCACGCCUUCGCAUUCCGGCAGCUUGAAUUUCGUCUCUCGAGUGUGAACGACGAAACAAACUCACUGGUGCGUGAAAGUGGGUCAACGCUCUGCCCGGUGCUCGGUGCCUCCGAGACGGAUCGUCAACCGGUAGGUCCGGUGUAAAGGCCUAGAAGAUACGGAGCAGACAAUUUUGGUACGGUCGGUAGCGCCAGUCGUUGACCGGGUACGGCCGUAGCAGGAUGUCGAUCGAUUUGCAGAAACAUCGAGAUGCCAUUGUCGGAGCCUGGAAGUCGGUGGUUGACCGGAAGUCUGCCACGAACUGGGCUCUGUUUGGCUACGAGGGACAGAGCAACGUGCUCAAGCUGCAGGAAACGGGCGAGGACGGUAUCUCGGAGCUGGCGGCGGAGUUGAAUUCGGGUAAAAUCCAGUAUGCCUUCCUAAGGGUCGACAACAGUGAGACGGGUAUCGCAAAAUUUGUGUUUAUCAACUGGCAGGGCGAAGGGGCCCCCAUCGCUCGUAAGGGAACAUGUGCGAAACAUGUGCGCGACGUGACCGCGGUGCUGCACGGUGCCCACAUCACGGUCCACGCCACCAACGAGGACGACGUCGAGGAGGCCCGCAUUCUCGAGAAGCUGCAGAAGGUAGUGGUAAACGAUUUUAAGGUGAAGGACUACUCGCAAGCGAAUGAAGUCACCAAGCCUGUUGGAACAAACUACAGCCGGGUGAAUCCGACGAAAGAGAUCAAUCCGGCCGAGCGGGAUGAGUUCUGGAGGAAGGAGGAGGAAGAGGAGAAGCACCGUUUGCAGGCGGAGUACGAGCGGAAGCUAAACGAAACAGUAUUGCUGGAAGAGGAACGACGACGACGGGAGGAACGUGAGUUUGAAAAACGGGAAGCGGCCACCGAUGCUGGCAAUGUGCAUGCAGCGACGACACCCAUUUCCCCGGAGCGCAGCUAUGCCCGGCAGGCAUCGGACCAGAGCAAAACAGAACGAGAUCGCGAAAUCAAGCAGGUGGUCGAGGCGAGUGCGAAGGUGAGCAGCGCUAAGGCCCGCUUCCUGAACAGCACGGCCCAGCUCAGCCCGACGCACAUACAAGCCGAGGUGGCCCAGGAGCUGACCGGGCAACCCUUCUCGCCGACGGCCUCAUUCGAGGAGCGCUCGAUCAUCAACGAGCUGAAGGCGGAACUGGAAAAUGAACUUCAGAAUGGCGCCGGAACGGAAACUCCACCUCCCGGCGUGGCGCUGGUCGAGGAAACGAAUGGUUCAACCGUUUCGCCGGUGCUGACAGCCGAUGCGCAGGCGGUUGCACCCGGACAGUACUUUGAUCCGAACGCGACCAUCGACCUGUCGGACGAGGAUAACAUCAUUCGCGCUCGGGCACUGUACGAUUAUCAGGCGGCGGACGACUCGGAGAUCAGCUUCGAUCCGGACGAUAUCAUUACGCACAUCGAUCAGAUCGAUGAGGGCUGGUGGCAAGGAUUGGCACCGGACGGCACGUACGGUCUCUUCCCGGCGAACUACGUGGAGCUCAUCUAAAGAGGCGAGAAAUGACAAACGGGGAGGCAUUUAGGAAUUUAUUCAUCGUUAUCAUCCGUUUAAGUGCAACAAGCAUCACAUAAUAACAUUAUUACUGUUAACGAUUGUAUCCAUCACGUAUUACGCAACUAGAUCAUCCCAUUAGUAGACGCACACCCAAACGCAUCGAUUCCGCGUGUAAGUGGAAGCUCGAUCUAUAUGGCACAAAAGCACUAAAUCGCCUAACUAAGACAAACAUGUGGGACACAAUCGACUUAAAAAGAAAGUGGAAGGGAGGAAGGGGCAGAACGUUGUCUAGUUAAAACGAGUACAUCGUUUAACUUCUGUGAGUUAAAUGUUUUCUCUCGAUGUUUCUCCGUUUUUAUCCCCGUGAUAGUUGUGCAAAUAUAAUAGUAGUAACAUUACAGUAGACAUCGAGAGCGCGGAGUGUGCACGUUCCGCUGUUCUGCCCACUCAGCUGACACGAUGGGGGGGAGUGGGUCGUUUUAACAAAACUAGUUGUAAACACUACACAGCAGCCCAUGAUCGAAACGAAGUAGGAUAUUCGAAACGCAAUAAACAAAAAAAUGCAAAAAUAAAUCUAUUACACCGAAUAUGUAACACACUCUCUCCAGUGAAUGAACUGGGUUAAUCUUUUUCCUUUCGAUUGUAUGUGUACGAGAAAAGUCCAUUCGUUGGUUUAGGCUAACUUGAUCAAAUAAAAACCCAAUCUGUUUA
This is a messenger RNA of Anopheles coustani, 2671 nucleotides long. RefSeq names its product drebrin-like protein (gene Abp1). Gene Ontology annotation, biological process: positive regulation of axon extension; regulation of actin filament polymerization; postsynaptic actin cytoskeleton organization. The transcript has 4 exons. The record is from RefSeq and is a predicted model, not a curated record. Gene Ontology annotation, cellular component: postsynaptic membrane; lamellipodium; site of polarized growth. Gene Ontology annotation, molecular function: actin filament binding. Lineage: Eukaryota; Metazoa; Arthropoda; Insecta; Diptera; Culicidae. The coding region runs from base 659 to 1954 and encodes 431 amino acids.